CAGCAACGUCAGUGACAAAAUCCGGGCUGUUUUACUCGCGUCAAGUCCACGAGGCAGAAAAGAGGAUCGAUAGAUCCACGCGCGAGGAGAAAGUUAUUACAUACCUACCUGCCUGUGUUCUGCCUUGCCUGCCUGCCUGCCUGCCUGCCUGUCUACAUUCGCCAGCCAGAUCGCCUAUCUUGCCCGUCUUGGCUGCCUGCCUGUUCGCUAUCGCCGCGGAAUCCUUUGGUCGAUCAUCUCUCGGCAUUGUACCAGGCGAACUAUUCCGAGAGAGAGAUGGUGGAGGUGCUGUUUGAUCGAGUCGACGGCCAGGAGGUAGCCGUGGCCCCCGAGUCGGAUUGUAUACCGGAAUCGCCAACCGAAUGCUCGCCGAAACGUGAGAACUCGCCGGUCAACGAGAAGCUGUCGUCGGUCCAGGAGUUCUACAACGGCCAAUCCGUCUUCAUCACCGGCGGCACCGGCUUCAUGGGCAAGCUGCUGAUCGAGAAGCUGCUCAGGGCGUGUCCGGGAAUCGCAACCAUCUACCUGCUGGUGCGCCCGAAGAAAGGCAAGGACGUUCACCAACGCACCGAGGAGAUCUUUGACGAUCCGCUAUUUUUAAAGCUGAAGGACGAUCAGCCCAAGUUCCGGCAUCAGAUCGUUGCGAUCGCAGGCGACUGCAGCCAACCGAGUCUCGGUAUGUCCUCGCAGGAUCGGGACAUCCUCAUCCGGGAAGUGUCGAUCGUCUUCCACGUGGCGGCCACGGUCAGAUUCGACGAGAAACUGAAACUAGCGAUGGCCAUUAACGUGAGGAGCGCCAGGGACAUUCUGCAUCUCUGCAGAGAGAUCACAAAUUUGAAGUCAUUCGUGCACGUAUCGACCGCGUACGCAAACUGUCCGCAAGCUGUAAUCGAGGAGAAGUUUUACGACCCGCCAUUCGAUUCCGACAAAUUGAUGGCGGUAAUGGAGUGCAUGGACGACAAGUUGGUCGAAGACAUCACUCCGCAAUUGUUAGGGAAAUGGCCGAACACCUACGCCUACACGAAAGCCAUAGCCGAGCAUGCGAUCAAGAAGCACUCCGAGGACCUGCCGGUCGGCAUUUUUCGUCCUGCUAUCGUAGUCUCCACGUACCGGGAACCGGUGCGGGGUUGGAUCGACAAUAUGUACGGGCCAACGGGGGUGGCCGCUGGCGCCGGCACCGGGUUGCUACGAUCGAUCCACUGCGAUGGCUCCGUGCACGCGAACGUGGUGCCUGCCGAUUUAACAGUGAACGCGCUAAUCUUGUGUGCGUGGGACACAGCGAACAUUCACAGACUGAACAAUAAGACAAGCGGCGAGAUUCCGAUUUACAAUUACGUCUCGACCGACAAUCCAAUCACUUACGAUCAGCUGAAGGAGAUGUCGGCCAAGUACGGCCUCGAGAUUCCCUCCAACCGGGCGAUUUGGUAUUACAGUUUCCGCAAUAACAAGUACAAGAUAGUCCAUCUGUUCUUCGUGUACUUCAUGCACCUGCUGCCGGCUCUGUUAGUCGACACCGCCACCAUUUGCAUGGGCAGACAACCCAAGUUACUCAAGGUUUACAAGAAGAUACACAAGUUCCUGGACGUACUCAAAUAUUUCUGCACGCAAGAGUGGACAUUCACGAACGAUCAGCUGCGCGCAAUGAUGAGCAAGCUCUCAACCAAGGAUCGAGACAAUUUCUACUGCGACAUACAGGACGUCGACUGGAACGUUUAUUUCGAGACGUAUAUCCAAGGGAUCCGCGUGUACCUGAUCAAGGACCCCCUGGAGACGCUGCCGCAGGCGCGCGCCAAAUGGCAAAGAUUGUACUGGAGUCAUCAGGUGCUGAAAGUCAUACUGGCCUACUUCGUCAUCAGGUUUUCGUGGGCUGCCGUUUCCCCGUUCCUCGUGUACUUGAACUACGUGUGAUAGGAACGGGCAGAAGGAAAGGAGUAGGUAGAUAGGGCCCGGGGCGAGCACGUUGUCCUGGGAAACGUGGGAAUAGUCGGUGGAGGAUGAUCUUCUUCGAGUUGUGCAAAGUGAAGAGAAACGACAAUGGAUUCUCGAGACGGACAACACGGGAAAAGGAAGAACGGCGAAGAGGAAGAACGGUAGAGCGAAUUCGAACGGGCCGUAACUUCGCAUGCUCGCAGAGUUGCCGGAUGCCUUACACGUGGCGCGGAGAGAUUGCUUCUUUUUAAGUACACAGAGAGAGAGAGAGAGAGAGAGAGAGAGAGAGAGAGAGAGAGAGAGAGAGGUGGGCGAAAUGCAAAUGAGGACGGACAGGUAGCACUGAAACGGCAAUAAAAACGCGCGGAAAUUCGAUCAUACUGUUCUUGGCUUCGAGUUCAGUUCUCGCGAAUGUGAACUGUGAGUGAGAACCACAAGUUACCUUGUUUCCAAAGUAGAUUUUAUAGAUUGUUCCCGGAGAGGGAGAGGAGAAAAGAAAGAUGGAGAGAAAGAGAAUAGUUCAACUGAUGUGCGUACGUGAAAUAUAUCGGGUAUUGUGCUACAAUUAGCGACAUUAGCGCGUAAAUUAAUCACAGGAUCGACGGGGUUCUCCAGCGUUUAUAUUUCACGCGGUAAUGGCGGCCUGUGGCUCCGUGGUAUCGCGCUCUCACAUAAAAUUUCUCUCGAGAAGAAUUUCUCUGACCUGUGAUUACCCAACAGCUUCGGCAAAAGAAGAGAAAGGUGAGGAAAACUCGGCGGAGGUCGGUGGAAACGCGAAGAAAAGCGGCGCGAGCAUAACGAGAACGGUCCCGAUGGAAAGUGUGAAGUAAUCCGCGGCGUAAUAAAUCGAAACGUCGAGAAUCGAAGAGCGCGAGCUUCAAAACCACCUCCCCGCAGCUGCGAACAAGAGGAGAGGAGGGAAAUUACUGUUGGCCGGCUCGUUCGAGCCGAAUGCCUUGCCUCAGAGUGAAAUUCACUCGAGGAGACGCUCGUGACAUUGAGUUCUCAUUCCGCGCGACGGCCCAUUGAUCUCGAUACUCGACGCGGCAUCGAGAUCGCGGAGUAAAAGCAAUCUCGGCUGAUCCGAGAGAGUUUACCGGAACGGGUCGUACCGGCGAGAGAGGCGAGAAAGUGAGAGCGCCGAUGAACGAGCCGUUAAUUUACGCAACUUCGACCGAGCCCGCGGUCACGCUUUUGCCUCUGUCGUUAACGUACUUAUUUCACGAAUCAGCAUUUCGCGCAACGGCUGUUUCACGGGAGGAGAGAAAGGGGAGAAGAAAUGCUUUAACGAGUUGUCCCGCGAAUAAGAAGGAAGAAAGACAGAAAGAGAGAGAGAGAGAGAGAGAGAGAGAGAGAGAGAGAGAGAGAGAGA
This is a messenger RNA of Odontomachus brunneus, 3301 nucleotides long. Its product is annotated as fatty acyl-CoA reductase wat. Gene Ontology annotation, cellular component: peroxisome. Lineage: Eukaryota; Metazoa; Arthropoda; Insecta; Hymenoptera; Formicidae. Gene Ontology annotation, biological process: long-chain fatty-acyl-CoA metabolic process. The transcript has 9 exons. The coding region runs from base 277 to 1908 and encodes 543 amino acids. Gene Ontology annotation, molecular function: alcohol-forming very long-chain fatty acyl-CoA reductase (NADP+) activity. The record is from RefSeq and is a predicted model, not a curated record.